CCCAUUCUUUGUAUAUUGAAAGAGAAAACAUAUGGUUUAUCUUCAUUUAGGAAUUAACACCACGCCAUGUUGUUAAUAUUGCGGUGUCGCUUGCUUUUUUAAGCAAACGUUCUCUGGUUGAUUAACUUUAAGUUCUGCCCGGACGAUUUAUCAAACGCAACAGUUUCCGGUUUGAAGUAAAAACACAACUUUGACAUUGGUCGCUUACUUGCGUUAAAUAUGGUUUCUCUGUCUUUAAAUUCCUUUAAACAAAUAAUGAGAGCAAUGGUGGAUAAUCCAGGCUUUGACAGAGUCCUGCGCAAGGUGGACGUUUUGUCUGCAAGCCCGGGUAAGGUGGUGUGUGGUUUGCGGGUAGAGGAAGAGCACACCAACCGAGGAGGGACGCUCCAUGGGGGACUGACAGCCACCCUGGUGGAUGUUAUCUCCACCAUGGCCAUCAUGUACAGUGAGAGGGGAUCACCAGGAGUCAGUGUGGAUAUGAACAUAACAUACAUGAAUGCUGCCAAGAUAGGAGAGGACGUAAUCAUCACUGCACAGGUUCUAAAGCAAGGACGGACACUGGCAUUUGCCACAGUAGACCUCACCAGCAAAGACUCCGGGAAGGUCAUAGCACAAGGCAGACACACUAAACACCUCGGUGGCAGCUGAACUCUCUCCUAUGUGCCUGUCUGUAAAUCAUGUAUGGUCAAAACAGUUGGGGAAGAGGUGAACUAAUCUCUGACUGUGAAAACAAUGUUGUUAACAAAUCCUUCUCAGCUGCUUACUUAAUGCAUGUUGUUACACUUCGUUCAUCAAGUUACAGGAAAACUAACAACUAUCUGAUUCACUCCUGAAGGAAACACUAUCGAUGUUUCAUGCACAUGCAAUAAAAGAAAAAGACAAGAGA
This is a messenger RNA of Eleginops maclovinus (Patagonian blennie), 886 nucleotides long. RefSeq names its product acyl-CoA thioesterase 13 (gene acot13). Bases 220 to 648 code for a protein of 142 amino acids. The record is from RefSeq and is a predicted model, not a curated record. The transcript is spliced from 3 exons. Gene Ontology annotation, molecular function: fatty acyl-CoA hydrolase activity. Lineage: Eukaryota; Metazoa; Chordata; Actinopteri; Perciformes; Eleginopidae.